AACGCAUUUUUAUCUCUCUUGAUAAUUUGUAUCGCAGGUGCGAUGAAACAAACGACAAUCGCGUAUCAUCGCGCAUGGUGACUCCGUUUUUUUCGUAAUCAAAAAGGGCGUCCACGCCUUUGAAAUGGGUACAAAGUACUACGUUUUCGGACUGUUUUUAGUUUUAAGUGUCAGUGUUGAGGGACAAUCUCCGAACAGAGACGUUGAAACUUUCAUACCUGAAGCUGAUCAGGAUCAAAGUUUGGCGCAGGUGGCGCCCGAUGAAUCACCGAAGGAAGAAGGAGAGUCGCCCGCGACGGAUGACAAAACAUACGAUGUAACACCUAGUCAUCCGCCGCCAGACAAAGGCUUAACAUCACCUGAACCUUCAUCUACAGACAACACUAACAACGGUAAUAGUAAGGAUGUAGUCUCAUCUAACAAGAACUUCAAAAAGAUUGGUCGAUCUGGGAAAUAUCUGACAUAUUCCUACGGUCCAGAUUAUGACCCGAUGACCUCAAACAUAGCCCCGCCAGAUCAUGACCAAAGGGGCUAUUCGGACCAACUCUACACCAUCACUGAACAGAGGCUGGCAGAGAUCAGAAAACUGUUCAUGUACCCCUAUUACAACGAGGGUGGAAACGCUGAUAACGAGGGGGAUUACCAGAAGGAAAUCCAAGCAUCCACACCACAAGUGCACAAGAAUUUCAACUUUCAGUUGCCCUUCUAUGGAUUCAGGUACAAUUAUACAAGGGUAUCUCUCAAUGGUUACCUAGAAUUCAGUGAUCCACCACCAAAUUACUACUAUCCACUAGUUUUUCCUGUUAAAGAUUGGCCUAAGAAGAACGAUCCUGCCUUUAUUGGUAUCUUUUUCAGCAAAUGCAGAGUCGGCAUGAAGAGAGACGGCGAAGUGGACCCUCGUCAGCCGGGCGUUUAUUUCCGCAUGGAACGAGACCUGAGAACGCGACAGGACCGUCUCGGAGUUGAAUUGAGGGAGAGGCUGAAAUGGGAUAUCAGGGAAGGGGUCAUCGGAUCGGAAUCGUUCAACCCCAAACAUGCUGUUAUCGUCACCUGGAAGAACGUUUCGUUCAAUGGAGGGUUUGCUAAUGCUUUGUAUACGACCAACACCUUUCAAACGGUGCUCGCGACCGACGAGGUCUUCACGUACGCGAUGUUCAACUACCUGAACCUGGACUGGACCAGUCACACUGAAGCAGGAGGUGACACGAUUCGAGGCGAAGGCGGUGUCACGGCCUAUGUCGGUUUCAACGGUGGUAACGGCACCAGAAGCUUCGAGUACAAACCGUACAGUCAGGAGUCGGUCAUCAGGGAUUUGACUGCCACAGGGUUCGCGAAUGGUUUCAAGGGAAGGCACAUAUUCAGGAUCGAUGAGAAUAUUUUGCUAGGGUCGUGUAACAAGGAUAUAGACGGUGCCAAUUUGCCGCUGGUCUUCGCUCCAGAGAGCGGUAACAUGUUAGGAGGCACUGUGGUCAACAUAACCGGUCCCUGUUUUCUUCCUGACGACCAGAUCCGUUGCAAAUUCGACGUGGCCAACGAGGUGCCUGGAUACGUAGUGGACAGGAAUAGGGCCAUCUGUGUCCAACCUAUGCUCUACGCCGAAGGUUGGGUCAACCUGCAGAUCGCCAGGAAUUCGGAACCGUUCAAGUGGAAGGGAAAAUACUAUGUUGAGUCCCCUUCUCAAGCCUCCCAGAAAAUCUACUUCCGCGACAUGAAGAUCCACGAGCGUUCCCCCAGCGAGAUCAGGAUCACCUGGGAGAAGCAGAACCUGACCACAAACGAGAACGCGAAUAUCCGCAUGUCCUUGUGGGGAUACAGAGAGACCACAAUCCGACCUACGUUCGUCUACAUUACAGACAUUGCGGAGAACAUUCAGAAUACGGGAGAGUACACGAUCAUACCAUCGCAGUUCAGGGCGAGGACCAACGAGUUUUUGACGGAUAUGAAGUUUGGCUUCUUGCAAAUCAACCUUACGGAGUCCAUUAAGGUAAACACGUAUACUACAACACAACGAAGCAUAGAGAUCACUCCGCUGGUCUGGAGCCGACCGCUCCCUCUAGGCUGGUACUUCCAGUUCCAAUGGGAGAACAUGUACGGCAAGAACUGGCCCAAGUACCUUUGCGACGACUGGCUCAGAACCGACAGAUACCUCAAGAACUUUGCCCACGAACUGGCUCAAUGUCCGUGCACUGUCCAACAGGCUCUCGCUGAUCGAGGAAGGUUCAUGCCAGAUUUCGAUUGUGACAAGGAUACGAACCCGAUAUGUUACUACAACAACCAGGCGUUGCAUUGUGUCAAAACUGGGGCACCCACGCUAGAAGGCUCCGAACAGCAAUGCUGUUACGACAAAAACGGCUACCUGAUGUUAUCCUACGAUCAGCAAUGGGGUUCCAGUCCACGAAGAUGCCACAAUCUCGGCAAGAUGCCUUACAACGAAGCCACCAAGGUGCCGACACUGUCGCAAUGGUUCAACGAUAUGGUGCCCAAGUACCUGUGCUGCCUGUGGCAGGAGGAACAGUCAGUGGGAUGCGAAACUCUCAGGUUUGAAAGACGACCGACGCAAGACUGCGUGGCGUACCAAGCCCCAGGUGUUGCCGGAGUAUACGGAGACCCGCAUUUUGUCACCUUUGACGACGUGGAAUACACGUUCAACGGCAAAGGGGAGUUCGUGUUGGUCAAGUCACGAACCCAAACUGACAAUUUGGAAGUUCAAGGUCGUUUCGAACAGAUGGAACCGAAUGCGUACGGCGAGGUAAAGGCAACGCAACUAACAUCAGUUGUAGCUAGAGGCAACGGUACCAUAGCAGUAGAAGUUCGCAGAAGACCUAUGGAUGCUAGAUGGAGAUACAGACUGGACGUCAUUGCAGACGGUAGAAGAUUGUUCUUUGAUAGGCCGUCCUUGAAAUUCCAGCAUUUUCAAGGUGUCACGAUCUAUACGCCAACAUACGUUCUGAACCAAUCUGAGGUCAUUAUUAUGUUCGAUAACGGCGCAGGAGUAGAAGUACUUGACAACCAAGGAUUCAUGACAUCCAGGGUAUAUCUACCUUGGUCAUUCAUUAACAAAACGGUGGGUCUCUUCGGCAACUGGAGUUUCAAGCAAGAAGACGACUUCACUUUGCCAGACGGCACCAAAGUAUCCGUAGCGACGAACAUCAACGAUAUGGAGCGCGUUUACAACGAUUUUGGUAAGAAAUGGAUGAUCGACGACGUUUUGGAUCCGCUGAAAGGUCGCGCGCUGUUCCACAGAGAAUUCGGAAAAAGUUCUUCGCAUUACAACAACAAGACGUUCAAACCGGAGUUCCAUAUGGUGCCAGAAGACAUUAUACCGGCGAAUAGAUCAGACCAAGUAGCCAGAACCUACGACAUCUGCACCACAAAAAUGUACGAAUGUUACUACGACUACGCCAACACUCUAAAUCGAGACCUGGCCCAUUUCACUCAAAACUAUAAAGCGACUAUAUAUCAACUGAAGGAGACGACCAGGACGAAAAUUGUGAGUUGCGGGGUGCUCGAAACUCCCAGGUUCGGAAGGAAGAGCACCUUCCUGUUCGUACCAGGUACCAAGGUCACUUUCGAGUGUAACCAAGACUUCGUGUUGGUCGGAGAUCCCAGGAGAGAGUGCCAGGCGGAUGGCACUUGGAAUAUUCCUGACUACGGAUAUACAGAAUGUCUACGUCAACAGGAAUACUCGUCCCGACAAGCGGCCACAACGUGGGGCAUAAUCCUUGCAGUUCUGAUACCGCUGCUACUCGUCGUCAUAUUCCUCGCGUUCAAAGGUUUUCAAAAAUACGAAAAAAUACGCCAGGAAGAACUAGAAUUUAUCCAAGAAGAACUACCUCGUUCGAAAUCACUCCGAAGUCUACGCAGCGUCCAGCGAUCUCCGAGUCUAGGUCGCUCAGACUCCGACGAUGACGAUCCACAAAGUCCGGUGCUAAGCGACGCUAGUUCGCUGGGAGGUAGAAGAAGGUACGACAGAACGUACAGGACUCACGAACCGUUGAAGAAUGCGCCACCCGUGAAUUUUAUAGAGCAACCUUGGGAUCCGAAUCAACCUGAUUUCUAUCCUGAGGAAAAACCUGCGCUACCAGGCAGUCCCGUGUCUAGCGUGCUGUACGCUCAACCUUACGAGAAACCCGCGGAUACGCUGCAAGAUAGCAGUCCUACGUACGCGGCUGGAUAUGCUGUGCCUUUGAAGAAGCCUAAAGAUCGGUUCAGCAGUCAAAGUAGUAUUGUUACCGACGUUUAAGUUUUAGUUCGAUUUUCAGUGAACCCGUUUUACAUUUGACAGUAAAUGUCCACGGAUUUUUUCAUUUUUGACGUCAAAUAAAUCUACGAAUUUCUUCGCGAAUUCCUUCACGAAUUAAGAACUUGUUCUGAUGUUUGUCAAGUUUUCUUUUCCAUUAUAUUGAACAAAUUUCAAUUCAAGUAUAGAACUUCGAUAGAACUACAGUUCAAGUUUCUGUUUAUAAGAUUCGCCUCAAAAUCAAAACUACAAUUAGACAUAGAAGCUCGAAAUGUUUCUAGUAAGAAUUUGUUGUGUGAUUGACAGCCCUGUGUACCGACAGGUAUGACGCAUAUAAUGGGUACACCAAUUUUUGUGGGAAAAAUUUGUAUUCGACAACAAAGAAUGAGAAAACGUGUUUUUUGGGAUUCAAUCGAAAGUGUUGGCAGGAACGAAAUAACUCUUCGAGUAAGAUUUUUAGGUAUUUAUGAGACCCCCAGAAUGAGACCACGUGUAAAAAGAUCCGACUAGUAGUAAAAAAGUUAUGGCCGAAAACAGAGGCAAGAUGCAGGUUUUACCACUUGUUGGUAAUGCGACAAUAGUUUCAUGCAGAUACUUGAAGUUCUUCAAAUUCCUGGGUUUCGUACUUCCAAUUUUGUUGUUUUCAUGCUUUUUUUUCCCAAAACACUGUAUUUUUAGCUGUUCUUUCCACCAUUAUUUCCUGCGCUAUCUGCCAUAUGACGUAGACGACUGUGCAUAUGUCAUAUAUGAGAGGCGCUUGCCUGCGGUGUUGCCGGAUUGGGCUCCGCACAUACGGAAAAAUAUGAAAAGCGGAAAAUUUGUAUACAUAUAUUAAUUAAUGAAUCACAAAAACGAAAAACUGAAACAAAAAAAGGGGC
This is a messenger RNA of Acanthoscelides obtectus, 5118 nucleotides long. The record is from the annotation of a GenBank genome assembly. Lineage: Eukaryota; Metazoa; Arthropoda; Insecta; Coleoptera; Chrysomelidae.